CCUCCUUUCAUUCCGUGCUGCGCUGGGAGCCGGCAUCAUGGCCAGCUACGGCGUGGAGGAGCGUGGCUGCCUGAACAGCCUGGAGUACCGGCUGUUCUUCAAGAAUAAUAAAGGAGAAUACAUCUCUCCACUCCAUGACAUACCAAUGUAUGCAGAUGCUCACAAGAAUGUCUUCAACAUGGUUGUGGAAGUACCUCGGUGGACUAAUGCCAAGAUGGAGAUUGCAACCAAAGAUACUUUAAACCCAAUUAAGCAAGAUGUGAAGAAAGGAAAGCUACGUUAUGUUGCUAAUGUGUUUCCUCACAGGGGAUAUAUCUGGAAUUACGGUGCUAUUCCACAGACAUGGGAAGAUCCUGGACAUAAAGAUGAAAAUACUGGCUGUUGUGGAGAUAAUGAUCCAAUUGAUGUUUGUGAAAUUGGAAGCAAGAUAUGCAGCAGAGGAGCUGUAAUUCAAGUGAAAGUUCUUGGUACACUAGCAUUGAUUGAUGAAGGUGAGACAGACUGGAAAGUCAUUGCAAUCAAUGUUGAAGACCCGGAAGCUGCCAAUUAUGACACUAUUGAUGAUGUCAGGCGGCUUAAACCUGGAUACUUAGAAGCUACAGUGGACUGGUUUAGAAGAUACAAAGUACCUGAUGGGAAACCAGAAAACAAAUUUGCAUUCAAUGGAGAAUUUAAAGACAAGGACUUUGCAAUAGACAUCAUCAACAGUACUCAUGACUCUUGGAAAGCUCUAAUAAAUAAAAAGACAGAUGGGGAAGGACUCAACUGCACAAAUGCAACUUUAUCAGAGAGUCCUUUCCGUUGUGAUCAAACAACUGCUAGAGCUAUAGUGGAAGCGGCACCUGUUUGUGGACCUGCCGAUCCAAUACCGACUGAUGUUGACAAGUGGUUCUACUACGAGAAAAAAUGACUUGAAGCCAGACGUUGCAGUAGCAGCUGUCCUACUACCAGGGGGCCAUUUGUGCAGAACUAGAGGAUGAUGGAUAGUAGCAUUGUUAAAACUGAAGUUGUUCUGUAUGUGCCCAGCUUAUUAUGAUACAACAGAUGUUGCAUACUUAACAAUAAUGUAUCCAGGUCGUACAGAAUCAGAGCAGUAAUUUUGUAAAAUAUCAGUUUGACGGUCUUAAGUAUCAUGGCAUUCAUUGUGAACAAACCCGCCCCCCACCAUAUUUGUUUCUUACUCGAUAUGAGUAAAAGAAUUUAUUCUGAAACGUAAA
This is a messenger RNA of Eublepharis macularius, 1217 nucleotides long. RefSeq names its product inorganic pyrophosphatase 1 (gene PPA1). Gene Ontology annotation, molecular function: magnesium ion binding; inorganic diphosphate phosphatase activity. The record is from RefSeq and is a predicted model, not a curated record. Gene Ontology annotation, biological process: phosphate-containing compound metabolic process. Gene Ontology annotation, cellular component: cytoplasm; extracellular exosome. Bases 38 to 910 code for a protein of 290 amino acids. Lineage: Eukaryota; Metazoa; Chordata; Lepidosauria; Squamata; Eublepharidae. The transcript has 11 exons.